This is a messenger RNA of Huiozyma naganishii CBS 8797, 678 nucleotides long. RefSeq names its product 40S ribosomal protein uS7 (gene RPS5). Lineage: Eukaryota; Fungi; Ascomycota; Saccharomycetes; Saccharomycetales; Saccharomycetaceae. The transcript has a single exon. The record is from RefSeq and is a predicted model, not a curated record. The coding region runs from base 1 to 678 and encodes 225 amino acids. Gene Ontology annotation, cellular component: cytosolic small ribosomal subunit; ribosome. Gene Ontology annotation, biological process: translation; ribosomal small subunit assembly. Gene Ontology annotation, molecular function: mRNA binding; structural constituent of ribosome; rRNA binding.
AUGUCCGACGUUGAAGCUCCAGUUGAAGUUCAAGAAGAAUUCGAAGUCGUUGAGGAAUUCACUCCAGUUGAAUUGGCUACUGCCAUCCCAGAAGAAGUCCAAAGAGCUCAAAACGAGAUCAAGCUUUUCAACAAAUGGUCUUUCGAAGACGUUGAAGUGAAGGACCCAUCUCUAGUCGACUACAUUCAAAUCACCCAACCAAUCUAUGUUGGUCACACCGCUGGUCGUUACGCUACUAAGAGAUUCAGAAAGGCCCAAUGUCCAAUCAUUGAAAGAUUGACCAACUCCUUGAUGAUGAACGGUAGAAACAACGGUAAGAAGUUGAAGGCUGUCAGAAUCGUCAAGCACACUCUAGAGAUCAUCAACAUCUUGACCGACUCUAACCCACUACAAGUUGUCGUUGACGCUAUCGCCAACACCGGUCCAAGAGAAGACACCACCAGAAUCGGUGGUGGUGGUGCUGCCAGAAGACAGGCCGUCGAUGUCUCCCCAUUGAGAAGAAUCAACCAGGCUAUUGCUCUUUUGACCAUCGGUGCCAGAGAAGCCGCCUUCAGAAACAUCAAGACCAUCGCCGAAACUUUGGCCGAAGAAUUGAUCAACGCUGGUAAGGGUUCUUCCACUUCUUACGCCAUCAAGAAGAAGGACGAAUUGGAACGUGUUGCCAAGUCUAACCGUUAA